This is a messenger RNA of Symphalangus syndactylus (siamang), 4502 nucleotides long. RefSeq names its product gonadotropin releasing hormone 1 (gene GNRH1). Lineage: Eukaryota; Metazoa; Chordata; Mammalia; Primates; Hylobatidae. The record is from RefSeq and is a predicted model, not a curated record. Gene Ontology annotation, cellular component: extracellular region. Gene Ontology annotation, biological process: reproductive process; multicellular organism development. Gene Ontology annotation, molecular function: gonadotropin-releasing hormone receptor binding; gonadotropin hormone-releasing hormone activity.
UCUUACAAAGGGUUCAAUCAUAAAUCAAGACUUGGAAUAUUUUCUCCAUUUCAUUUUAUGACUCUUAUGUGUACUGUAAAUCUGCCCUAUGUUAACUUUAAAUCAUCUUUAAUAUGUGAAAAAAACUUAGAAUUGCACUAAGUCCCCAAGGAAGAAUUACCUUUAAAAUUAAAAGGUUCAUUACUACAAAGAAGUUACAUUAUUUCAGUAUAAAGCACCUUAUCCAAGGAUUAAUUCUCUGAAACCCUUUUACAGCCUGAUUAGACAUGUCAGCAGGAGUUAACCUUAAGUGCUUCCUGCUGAGAUUUUACAUUAGAGCAAGAAAAGAUUUUUUUCAUCUGUCAUUUCAGUGAGAUUAUGAAAUCAUCACUAUAAUAAUUUCGAGGUGUUUUGAUGUUGAAGCAGUUUUUUCUCUAAAGCCAUUCUUUCAAAUUUAGAAAAAAUAUGACAACUAUAAAAUCCAAUUAUUUAAACCCAAUUUAUUAUAUUUAACUUUUUGGUAAAUUGACCUAACCAUGGAAUCCUUAAAUGGUUUUAAGUUUGUCAUUCAAUAUCAAAAACUCAUUAAUUGCAUAGUGGCUUGAUAACCUAUUUGGUGCUAUAGAAAGUAAGACAAAACAAAGUUGACUCUUGCCUUGAGAUCUGUGUGACCUAAGACAAUGUUAAUGGAGACUUUAAGGACAACAGCAUAUUGGAUGAAUUCAUAGACCAUAUUUGUGAUAGUUAAUACUGAAUAUUAAUUUGAUUGGAUCGAAGCAUGCAAAGUAUUGAUCCUGGGUGUGUCUGUAAAGGUGUCGCCAAAGGAAAUUAACAUUUGAGUCAGUGGGCUGGGGAAGGCAGACCCACCCUUAAUCUGGGUGGGCACCAUCUAAUCAGCUGCCAGCAAGUAUAAAGCAGGCAGAAAAACGUGAAAAGUCUAGAUGGGCCUAGCCUCCCAGCCUACAUCCUUCUCCUGUGCUGAAUGCUUCCUGCCCUCGAACAUUGGACUCCAAGUUCUUCAGCUUUGGGACUCAGACUGGCUUUCCUUGCUCCUCAGCUUGCAGACGGCCUACUGUGGGACCUCGGGAUCAUGUGAGUUAAUACUUAAUAAACCCUCCUGUGUGUGUGUGUGUGUGUGUGUGUGUGUGUGUGUGUGUGUAUUCUGUCCCUCUAGAGAAUGCUGAGUAAUACAGUAUUGCUGUGUUCAUCUUAAUAAUUUCAAAGCAUUUUUCAAAAAUUUAAUCCCAACUGUUAGAAAUAACCUACAAGAAAUCCAGUGAGGCCUACCUAACCAGAGAUAAGUGAUUUACCUGACAAUAUGCAUCACAAAUCUUAACUCUCAUUUCAUUAGUCCUAUCCAGAGACCACAUUUUCUGCUUAAGCAAUACUUAGAUGCACAUCUCUCAGCAAACAAAUCAAUUGGACAAUUUAAACUAGCACUAUUCAACCAUAAUGAACUCUUGUUGAAAAACAGUCUGUCCCUACUUGUAUAUUGUAGUGAGAUGAGAUUCCACUCUUCAUGUCAGAAUGGCACUUACAUGAGUCAAAGUGUCUAAAUGAAAUAAUUUAAAUGGAAUAAAGUCAAAUACUUAUGUUUUAUUUUUAAAUUAUCCUGUAUUUGCAGUUAUACUUUAAAGUGUACUCCCUUCUCUAUCCUAUCAUGAGGACUGGACAGCCUCCACAGAGAUGGCUGGACAAAGCAAGGGAAUUUACUUAGGUAAGACACCAUUUCUCUUUACUCUGAAAUCCCUGCAAAUGUAGUUAUUCCCGAGGAGACUGUGCAAUGACUGAUGGGUUUAGCAUCCUACAUGAGGGGAAAUUGCCAUUCCCAGCUGUAAAAUGAACAAAUAUCCAGUUAUUUUUUUUAGCCAUCUUAUAGCUUAGCUAAUAUAACAGGAUUUACAGCCAAUUAUACAUGAAAGUUUAAUUCUGUGUCAGAUAAAGCAUAUCUUUGAUGCAGAAACAGAGGCAGCAUUAGGCCUUACCUGGUUAAAAGGUUUUUGCUUUCUAUUCAUUCGUUCGUUCAUUCAUUCAUUCAAACCUAUACUUACUGAAUGCUGACUAAAUGCCGGGGGGUUAUUAAGAGAGAUUUAAAUAAGAUGGGAUCUUUGACUAUUACAGGUUUCAGCCUAGGGGUAAAUUAGGGGAAGACAACCACGUAUUCAAAUUAAUUAAGAGUAAUGGUUGUGUGUGUGUGUGCGUGUGUCUGUGUGUGUGUGUGUGUAUGUGUGUUUUACAUGCUUGUCCUGUGUAAAUAACAUGUCCACAGUUGCACCUCUGGGGUGGAACAUCUAUAAAAUUUAGAUAAUGAUACCCACUUUGCACGGCUAUUGUAGUGAGUGCUCUUAUACAUUUGCUAUUUAUUAAAUAACUAUUAUUUCUGAUCUUUCUGUUCCCACUGCCGGUAACAGUGAUUUGCAUAUUUAACUCAAUAAGCAUCUACUGACAUGAGUUGAUCUGUUGAUGUAAGUCUGCUCAAUAUGGUCUUGCUCUCGGUAUAUGUUUCUUGCCUUUUUGAUGCUUUAGAAGGCUUUCAAGGUAAGUCAAGCAGGGAACCUGAUGGGUAGAUGAGGGAAUUUUCAAACACACAACUGUCUAAUUUAGGGUCCUACAUGAACUUGGUAUAUAGUGUCACUUAUUUAUAAAUCAGAUUUUUAAAAUUGGAAGCAACUCUGUGAUUAUCUAGUCCAUCUAGUCUACAACCUUCCUUUUACAAAUGAAGAAUCCAAGAGCCAGAAGCUCCCAGACAUCCUGACUCAAUGUCCUAUAUUUGUUGCAUAGCCUCCUUUGUGGAAGUUAUGUAUGCAUUUGACUUCACUUAAUCUAAGACAUCUAUUUUCCUUGAACUCUUGAUAGGUCUGCUGGUUUCCUCAAGGGAAUCCAAUCUAGCUGGAUUUUAAUCUCUUUGAAUUGUGUCCUCAGCUAUAAAAGUUUUAGCUGAGGUUUUAAUGGCUGCACUUAAGUAAAUCUAACAGAUGUACCAGGGGGUGUUCCAAUUACAUACACCAUUAAAGGGCUUUAUGUGAGGAUUUUUAAAAAUCACCAUUAAAAAAAAAAGCCUAGUCCAUGUGCAGUAUAAUUUACCAGCAGGAAAGAUUUCAAUGUCCUGGAAAAAUUCCCUAUAAAAAGGAAGAUAGGAAAACAGAAAAGUCACAGUACUCAACCUACUUCAAGGGAAGCUUGGGAUCUUUUUGGCUCUCUGCCUCUAAACAGGUAAAAGGCUUUGUAUUAUUUCUAACACGAGUUUUUCUUUUUUAGAUUGCAUGCUAUUGUAUGUCUACAGGGCAUUUGACAGCCCAAGGGCUAAAUCCAGGUGUGACGGUAUCUAAUGAUGUCCUGUCCUUCACUGUCCUUGCCAUCACCAGCCACAGAGAUCCAGGCUUUGGGGAAUCCCACAGCUUAUCGACCAGUGUUUGAUUUAGUCUUUAGCCUCUUUCCCAUCAAGUGAAAAUUAACUUGGAGACACAUUUCAUUAGAAAAUUAGAGGCCCUCUUGGCUAGGAAGGCAUCUGGUCUGGGACUAACUACUUUGAACAGUGUUGAGUCCUCUCUCCCACAGAUGGUUCAGCCAGCAGUAAUGCUAGGAAGACUGAAGGAUAAAUAGAAAAAUGUCAUUAGUACCAUGGGGUAGCCAUUUAAUGUCAAGCAAUUUUAUAUUAGCCAGAGAUUCCUAGUAGGAGCUACUUUUCUUAACAGAUGGCUCAGUUCUCUUUAUCUCAGGAAUGAAAGAGUUGAAGACCAAUCAACAACAGGGGAAAUGUUAAAGCAAAAUGAUGAACUCGAUAAGGGAUGAAUUAUGGGGUUUGGAUAACCAAACAAUAAAAAUAAAAGUAUAGACUAUUUUAGUACUAAAAAGGUCCUGAACGUGUGAGCUUAAGUACUCAUUUUGUCCCCAGUGGCUAAGAAACUCAAGGCAAGCCAGCAGGUGUCUCUGAGUCUCAGUGUCCGUGUGUAAAAACUGACUCUGACUUCCGUCUUCUGCAGGGUUAGUGAUACAGAUGCUAGCUUUUUCACUAAAGAGGUCUUUUAGUUUCUACUCAACCUUGUCUGGAUCUAAUUUGAUUGUGCAUUCAUGUGCCUUAGAAUGGAGCCAGUUCCAAAACUCCUAGCUGGCCUUAUUCUGCUGACUUUGUGCGUGGAAGGCUGUUCCAGCCAGCACUGGUCCUAUGGACUGCGCCCUGGAGGAAAGAGAGAUGCUGAAAAUUUGAUUGAUUCUUUCCAAGAGAUAGUCAAAGAGGUUGGUCAACUGGCAGAAACCCAACACUUCGAAUGUACCAUGCACCAGCCACGUUCUCCCCUUCGAGACCUGAAAGGAGCUCUGGAAAGUCUGAUUGAAGAGGAAACCGGGCAGAGGAAGAUUUAAAUCCACUGGGCCAGAAGGAGUGACCGUUACUAACAUGACUUAAGUAUAAUUCUGACAUUGAAAAUUUAUAACCCAUUAAAUACCUGUAAAUUCACUGAAUUUCAGAAAUCCUUACACCAAGUUGCGCAUAUUCCAUAAUAAAGUGCUGUGUUGUGAAUGAA